Molecule: messenger RNA, 1383 nt
Organism: Dentiscutata heterogama
Lineage: Eukaryota; Fungi; Glomeromycota; Glomeromycetes; Diversisporales; Gigasporaceae
Source: the annotation of a GenBank genome assembly
AGAACGGGUUAUUAGACAACAAUCUCCAUUAUGGUGCUUACUCACGAAUUGGUGGCGACUUUCUAGUACUAAUAAAAAAAAGAAAGUAUAUUUUCCUAUUCGAAUUGGUCAAAAGACUAAAAUAAUUUUAAAAGAACGUGAAUUUUUUAUAAUAGUUAUUAUUAACUACUCUGAAAGUUCUUUUUUGGCUAGCUAUUAUUGUGAAAGUGGUUCUUUUUUCAGCAUAAAAUUGGAUCUGACAUCAGCAAUUUCAACGCUCUUAUUAAACAUACCAUUCAUUUCUAUAUCCUUUUCACUUGGUGAAUAUAAAAUUUUUAUUUUUGGAAUUGGUUCAUCUUCAAACUCUGAAUGGAAUUAUGCUGGACCGGGCUAUAAGUCGUCUCUUUUACGAACUACAAAUGGAAAACACGUAUUAUAUGUUUCGAAAAUAGAGGAUAAUUUUUGUGCUCUCGAGAUUUAUAAGGAUUUUAAUAUUAAAGACCGGAUCGAAGGUUCAUCUCCAAAUGAAGUGUGGCAAAGGCUAAAUAUUCAGAAGUAUACUGGAAUUCAACUUUUUGGGCUCGAAAACCCUGAAGUGCAAUCAUUCAUUCGCCAAUAUCAUGUUCUUUCCUGUUUGCCAAAUAAUUGGCCCGAUUAUGCUCUUAUGAAGUUUUUUUUUGACUAUCACUUAAAAAGAAGAACUCUUGCUGAUAUAAAUUGGCACACCUUAUUUCUUAAUUGGCAUAAAGAUCAAAACAAUAUUAUUGAGCUUUAUUCGAGUCUUGAAAGCCUCUACCCCCCGGAUUACCAAUUUAGCGAUCGCGAAAUAGGUGCUUGGCAUGCAAUGCUCCGUGCAUGUGGUUGUCAUAAUGUAACACCAUGGACACCUGAGGAAUCACAGGCAAGAUUUAAAAUCCUUCAAUAUCAAUUAUGGACGAAAAAUACACAACCAGAAAAUGAUCGUGCUAUGCUUCAACAAUUGUAUAGUUUAGGGUUUUUAAAUAGCUCACCAAGUCAUAUCCCUAAUAAAACUCGUAUUUUUUGGCAAUGUUUCAAUCAAGCACUAAUGGAUAACAAAAAAACAAGGGAUGGCAAAAGACGAGUUUUAUCAAUAAUUGCCAACGAUUUUAGUUAUUCGGAUUUAAAGACAAAUUUAGGUGAAAUGAUGCACGAAAUAGCUCAAAAUUUGCGACGAUAUCUGCGUAAAGAUUUUGCCACAAAUUUAAAAGUAUCACCAAUGGGAGUUGCUCUACAUUCGCCAUGCAUAAGCCAUUGUCUCCAACAAGCUUUUGAUAAUUGCAAUUUGGAUCAUCCUGAAAUUUGUAAAAAUUGCAACGAGUUGUUUACCUUGUUUAGUAAUUUAACGGCGAAUGUUGAUAGUGAAUUUCACGAAUCUUUAAUAGA